Molecule: messenger RNA, 2080 nt
Organism: Echinops telfairi (small Madagascar hedgehog)
Lineage: Eukaryota; Metazoa; Chordata; Mammalia; Afrosoricida; Tenrecidae
Gene: STRADA
Product: STE20 related adaptor alpha
Exons: 13
Coding region: 238-1533 (431 amino acids)
Biological process (GO): protein phosphorylation
Molecular function (GO): ATP binding; protein kinase activity; protein serine/threonine kinase activator activity
Source: RefSeq, a predicted model, not a curated record
UGCCUCCUGCUCCCACCGUGCAGGGAGGACUCCACGGAAACAGGCUGGUCUCUGAGGGUCUGGAAUAUGAAUCUGAGCCCAGAGCCUAGAAGAUACUAAAGCUCCUCUCUGGGAAGAGAAGAGUUGCUCAGCAGCGCAGGCGGCAGCUUCAGUUUCCAGCCCCCGAAUUCUCCUUGGGUCCCUCCUAGGAGGAGAGGGGAGCAGCAGCAGCAGGUUAGGUCCACACUUUCGGGACUCAUGUCUUUUCUCGUAAGUAAACCAGAGCGGAUUAGGCGGUGGGUCUCGGAAAAGUUCAUUGUUGAGGGCUUAAGAGAUUUGGAACUCUUUGGAGAGCAGCCUCCGGGUGACACUCGGAGAAAAACCAAUGAGGCAAGCUCAGAGUCGAUAGCCUCCUUCUCUAAGCAAGAGAUCAUGAGCAGCUUUCUGCCAGAGGGAGGGUGUUACGAACUGCUCACCAUCAUAGGCAAAGGAUUCGAGGACCUGAUGACAGUGAACCUGGCGAGGUACAAGCCAUCGGGAGAGUAUGUGACGGUGCGGAGGAUUAAUCUAGAAGCUUGUUCCAAUGAGAUGGUGACCUUCUUGCAGGGGGAGCUCCACGUCUCGAAGCUCUUCAACCAUCCCAAUAUUGUGCCCUAUCGAGCCACCUUCAUUGCCGACAACGAGCUGUGGGCCGUCACGUCUUUCAUGGCUUAUGGUUCUGCCAAGGAUCUCAUCUGUACACACUUCAUGGACGGCAUGAAUGAACUGGCCAUCGCUUAUAUCCUGCAGGGGGUGCUGAAGGCCCUAGACUACAUCCACCACAUGGGCUAUGUACACAGGAGUGUCAAAGCCAGCCACAUCCUGAUCUCCGUGGACGGGAAGGUCUACCUGUCCGGUUUACGCAGCAACCUCAGCAUGAUAAGCCACGGGCAGCGGCAACGGGUGGUCCACGAUUUCCCCAAGUACAGUAUCAAGGUUCUGCCGUGGCUCAGCCCAGAAGUCCUCCAGCAGAAUCUUCAGGGUUAUGAUGCCAAGUCCGACAUCUACAGUGUGGGGAUUACAGCCUGUGAACUGGCCAAUGGCCAUGUGCCCUUCAAGGAUAUGCCUGCCACCCAGAUGCUGCUGGAGAAACUGAACGGCACCGUACCCUGCCUGCUGGACACCAGCACGAUCCCCGCCGAGGAGCUGACCAUGAGCGCCUCGCGCUCCGCCGCCAACUCGGGCCUGAGUGAGAGCCUGGCCCCCAGCACCCCCAGGACCUCCAAUGGCGAUUCACCUUCCCACCCCUACCACCGCACCUUUUCGCCCCACUUCCACCACUUCGUGGAGCAGUGCCUCCAGCGCAGCCCGGAUGUCAGGCCAAGUGCCGGCACCCUCCUCAACCAUUCUUUCUUCAAGCAGAUCAAGCGGCGUGCCUCAGAGGCCUUGCCCGAGUUACUCCGUCCCGUCACCCCCAUCACCAGUUUCGAGGGUAGCCAGGCUCAGGAUCACAGUGGAAUCUUUGGCCUUGUGACAAAACUGGAAGAACUGGAGGUGGACGACUGGGAAUUCUGAGCCCCUGUGGACAGUGCACGUUCUCCAUCCCAGACCCGGGGCCUGCAGGGGCCUCUCCUGAGGGUUGGCCCCACGCCCACCCUCCUGGAUGCAGGCUGGGCACAAAGACAACGUCUGCCAGGAGAGCUGGCUGCUUUCUGAUGGGAACGAAAUUCCUGGAAAGAGACUGCUUCAUUGCUCCAAGGCCUGGAGACUCACGGGACCACCCAGGGCUGAGGUGGGAGGGCAGGGGAGGUGAUGGAGUGCUGACACCCCCGCCUGCCCUUAGAGAUGCUGCUGCUCUGCUCUCGGGCGGAACCCAAGCCCAGGCUUGCACUCUGCAGCCCAGGGCACUCUGGGACGGCCUCCUCCCAUCUCUUGUUCUCCCAGCAGCCUAAUUCCACAGUGGUCUGUGCCAGCACACCUUGCCCCUUCCCCACACUUCAUCUACUGGAGGUGGAAGAAAGGGCAUUUCCCCCUUCCUGGUGCCACGGUAAGGCUUGAGGGCUCACGUCCUUAUGCUGUGUGUUCGGUUUAAUGUCAGAACAAAUUAAAAUUUCCAGUGAAA